CGCGGUGAACGCACACCUCUCUUGGUCCCAAAAUGCAGUCGUUCCUUUUUAAUACCAUCUCAGCCUUAGCUUUCAAUCUUCCAACUCCAAAUCCAUCAUCCUCAGCUCACGAACCAACCACUCGGUUCCAGCCAAACCGCAAUGGAGGAAGGUGGAGAUGGCUCUCAGAAACCUUCAGUGACUCCGUACGAGGAGGCAUUGGAUGCCUUGUCCUCUUUGAUCACGAAACGCAGUCGUGCCGAUAAGAGCAACAAGGGUGACCGCUUUGAUCUCCUCUUCGAUUACAUAAAGAUACUGGAAUUGGAGGAGCCACUUUCAAAAAUGAAGAUUAUCCACGUGGCUGGAACCAAAGGGAAGGGAUCCACAUGCACCUUCUCGGAAUCUAUAUUACGUAAUUGCGGCUUUCGCACUGGGCUUUUCACGUCUCCUCACCUCAUUGAUAUCCGAGAAAGAUUUCGUUUGGAUGGUGUUGACAUAUGUGAAGAGAAAUUUUUAGCAUAUUUCUGGUGGUGUUAUGAUAGACUGAAGGAAAAUACUAAUGAGGACGUACCCAUGCCCACUUACUUCCGCUUCCUUGCCUUACUUGCCUUCAAGAUAUUUGCAGCAGAGCAGGUAGAUGUUGCUAUCUUGGAGGUUGGAUUAGGUGGAAAGUUUGAUGCAACAAAUCUGGUUCAGGCACCUAUCGUGUGUGGUAUAGCUUCCCUUGGGUACGACCACAUGGAGAUUCUUGGAAAUACUCUAGGAGAAAUUGCUGGGGAGAAGGCUGGCAUCUUCAAGCAUGGGGUUCCAGCCUUUACUGUGCCUCAACCUGAUGAAGCAAUGCAUGUACUUGAAGAGAAGGCUUCCCAGUUGGAUGUACAUCUUCAAGUGGCACCACCAUUAGUUGCUGACUUACUGAAUGGUCUGAAACUUGGGCUUGAAGGUGAGCAUCAAUAUCUAAAUGCUGGUCUCGCUGUUGCACUAUGCUCCACUUGGCUUCAGAGAACUGGCCAUCUUGAAUUCAACUACCUGGAACGAACUAGCUCCUUGCCAGAGCAGUUCAUCAAAGGUCUAACAGCAGCCAGUUUCCAAGGGCGGGCUCAGAUUGUCCCUGAUCAACGUGUUGACAUUGAGAGCCCAGGAGAUCUGGUGUUCUACUUGGAUGGAGCUCAUAGUCCCGAAAGCAUGGAAGUAUGUGCAGGGUGGUUUUCUCUUGCCAUUAAAGAGGACAGCCAGCAACAGAACUUGAAUUAUCAGCCACAGGAUAAUUCUGGAUCCUCUCAUGAAUUUAUACAGAGGAACCCGGGUGAAAUAUCCAGGAAGAACUCUACACAGAUACUCUUGUUUAAUUGUAUGUCAGUGCGAGAUCCUCAAUUGCUUCUUCCGCACCUGAUGAAAACUUGUGCCAAUCAUGGUGUACACUUCAAGAAGGCACUAUUUGUACCAAAUAUAUCGGUGUAUUAUAAGGUUGGAUCCCAUGCUUCACCACCCAUUGAUUCUCAAGUUGAUUUGUCAUGGCAAUUCAAUCUUCAAAGAGUAUGGGAAAACCUCAUGGAGGGUAACAAAGGUGAUGCCAAGAGCGUAGAUGAUGAUUGUGAAGAGGUAAAAGAUGCUACAAAACUUAGUGUUAAAAGUUGUGAGAACAGCGCAGUGUUUUCUUCUCUCCCAAUAGCUAUUAAAUGGCUCAGAGACACUGUCCAACAGAAUCAAUCUACUCGUUUUCAGGUCCUUGUGACUGGAUCUUUACAUCUUGUGGGUGAUGUGUUGAAGUUAGUCAAGAAGUGAGUCACGGGACGGCUUGAAGUCCUGUAAUUGCAUGUUCUUUAUACCUGCAAAAUGUGCUGGAAUUCAUUGUUCAAGGCCAGAAGAGUUGGGGUCAUCUUAACAUUCUAGUGAGCUCUCUCUGAUAUUAAGUACAUGUUAAUUUGCGUCUACUGUGUGCCGUUGGAACUGCUAGCUUCCUUGGGCAUGAAAGAUUAGAGAUAAACCUUCUCGGCCAAUAAAGUUCUGUAAUGCUUUCAUUCACAUGAGGAAUAUUUCUUUGGUUGCUAGUUUUCAAAACAGAAAGUGAAUUCAGGGCAAUGAAUAUGCGUUGUUUCAGUCCCUCCCGAAAAUGAGCUGAUUUGGCAGUGCGAUAAGUAAAUCCAGAAAUUGGGUUCAUAGAAUUUUCAA
Molecule: messenger RNA, 2151 nt
Organism: Alnus glutinosa
Lineage: Eukaryota; Viridiplantae; Streptophyta; Magnoliopsida; Fagales; Betulaceae
Product: folylpolyglutamate synthase
Exons: 17
Coding region: 142-1764 (540 amino acids)
Biological process (GO): tetrahydrofolylpolyglutamate biosynthetic process
Cellular component (GO): cytoplasm; cytosol; mitochondrion
Molecular function (GO): ATP binding; tetrahydrofolylpolyglutamate synthase activity
Source: RefSeq, a predicted model, not a curated record